Messenger RNA from Armigeres subalbatus, 1573 nucleotides. Its product is annotated as arrestin domain-containing protein 17-like. Bases 236 to 1426 code for a protein of 396 amino acids. Gene Ontology annotation, cellular component: cytoplasm. The transcript has 3 exons. Lineage: Eukaryota; Metazoa; Arthropoda; Insecta; Diptera; Culicidae. Gene Ontology annotation, biological process: protein transport. The record is from RefSeq and is a predicted model, not a curated record.
AAUUGACUGACAGAACUGUGGCGUAUGUGUCUGUUUGUUUACAAUAUUUAGCUUCAAUUUUCCAAAGCUUUGCGAGGAACAUUUUCUGAUACCAAGAGGCCGUUAAAUCACUGCUGAACCCCUAGUCGUGUGCUAAUCUUCGAACGAAGCGGACCAUAGUGGCAGUUCGGGUUGUUGCUCAAGGGAAGGCCAGGAGCGUACACCACGCAAAUUUUGGAGCCAUCGCUCGCCGAAGAUGAUCGCCCAAACGAAGAACUCCAAGCACGUGAAGUGCCAAAUUGAGUUCGAUGAUAAUACGUCCGGAGUUUACCGACCAGGAGAUAUCGUUAGCGGAACAAUAACGAUCACAUUGGAGAAGAAGAAGAAAUUUCGAGGUAUCUGCCUACGCAUCAAUGGAUUCGCUACCAGUUUCUGGGAUGCCAAAGUCAAAACCGAUGCACCACAGGGAAACAAAGUUCGCAAAACGGCCUUCAAAGGCCGUGAAGACUAUUUCAGUACCAUCAAUUACUUUGUGGGUUCCGACGUAGGGAACCCACUGGAGGUAAUGGCCGGCACCUAUACCUAUCCGUUUACGUGCCAAAUCCCUACGAAUGCACCCGCCUCGAUGGAAAGCAGUUACGGUCACAUUAGGUACCAGGUGACGCUGUCGUUCGAGCGACCAUGGAAAUACGACAUCGUGUAUCAACAAGACAUUGUCGUACGAGGAAAUUCGGAUUUGAAUCAAAACGCUGAAGCACUUUCCAAACCUACCAAAGCGGAGGCAAUGACUUCGUUCUAUUUCGGACUCACAGAACCGCUCAUUGUUACUGCCACCACUCCACGAUCCGGUUACGUACCAGGAGACAUCAUAGAGGUCACCAUUCAUGUCAACAACCAGAGUAGCGUAGACGUAAAAUUUAUAGCUGUCAAGCUUCAGCGAGUUGAUACCUUCAUCAGCCAGGUACCCCGCGUUGAGCGACGGCAGGAAUUUUCUGUUAUGGAGGAACGUAUCACGGGAAGGGUUUCAAAACGGCAGGACGCUAAGAUCGAGGAGAACAUUCUGAUUGGACCUGGAAUCCCUACUGAUGACGUACACUGUCGGGUCAUCCAGAUUAAGUACGAAUUAGACAUUGUGGUACAUCCUGUUCGAUCGCGCAAGAAGCUUUCACUGAAGAUACCCAUCGUUCUCGGUACAACUGCUAUGACCAACCACGACGUACUGAAAAAUCGAGUCGUGGCUAAACAACAGGAAGCAUUGAUGAGGGUCGCCCCGUCGGCGCCGGUAGCCUCAGAGAUCAACGAUGAAAACGUUGAACCCCCAUCGUACCUAGAUCUUCAAGCAGCACUAGCCAGCAUUUCACGGUCCUACUCGAUUACGUCGGAUGAAACCGUGGCGGAGGCUUCUGGAUCCAAUCGGGCGAGGUCGUAUGCACCCAGGGAGUUUUAACUAUCAAUAAAUAAUUUGGGCUAAGUUUGUGUCUGUCAGUGAUGAAACAUAUGUAAUCUAAAAUCAUUAAUUAGAAAUAUUUAUGGAUAUCUGAAAAAUGUGUGUAUGUAGAUUUAAACAAAAUAAAAUAACAAAAAAUAAAUUAAA